Caenorhabditis elegans is the source of this 1394-nucleotide messenger RNA. It is a transcript of the gene clec-143, whose product is annotated as VWFA domain-containing protein. The coding region runs from base 43 to 1245 and encodes 400 amino acids. The transcript has 9 exons. Gene Ontology annotation, molecular function: carbohydrate binding. Lineage: Eukaryota; Metazoa; Nematoda; Chromadorea; Rhabditida; Rhabditidae. The record is from RefSeq and is marked reviewed.
AAAUGCUAUCGAAAAUGUCGAAAAGUUGAAGUUGAUCAAAAAAUGAGUACACUCGUCAUAUUUUUAACGUUGGCAGUUGUAGGUACACUAUGUUCACCGGUUCUACAGAACUCAGCAGCAGUCUAUGCUGACCGGGUAUGCCAGGGAGAUAUCAAAAACUUGUGGUUGGACGUAGUUGUAGUUGUUGAUAAGUCUCAACUGAUGACAAAUGCACAGCUCUGGCAGGUCAGAAAUACCAUUACUCAAUUAUUUGGCUCAUCUCGAAUCGGUCCAACUAAAUACCCAGCGGAUCCUCGUAGUACAUGUGUUGGAGUUGUGACGUAUGAUUCCGAUGCUACCACAAACGCUCAAUUGGACGGACCACACAGUUUCACUGAUUUGUACAAUGUGGUUCAAGGAUCAUUGAACAACGUCGAUUCUACAAAUUCGUCGUAUUUGAGCAAAGGACUUCUGGCGGCUGAGCAAGCACUCAAGAAUGGGCGUAGCCGCACAUAUCGGUUCAACUUUCUGAAAGUUGUUAUAGUUUUUGCAGCUGAUUAUCAAGGAUCAGGAACCUCUAAUGAUGCAUUCCCAAUUGCUAGACGCAUGAAAUAUGACAAUACUAUUAUCAUUACGGUAGCGUGCACAACGAAUCAAGCAGCAUUGGAUGGAUUAGCACAGAUUUCUAGUCCUCAAUUCAGUUUAGUGGAUGAGAUGAAUACUUCUAAAUUGGUUAAACAGUUGACAACGGCGCUAUUGAGCAUCAACUGCUUCUGCCCAGAAAACUGGGUUCAGUUUACUGGCAACGGAACUCAAUACGGAGUUUGUCUUCGAGGAUUUACUGCAACUGGCGGAAGUUACGGUUACCAACAUGCCAUCGAUUAUUGUGCCAGUGAAGUUAAAAAUGCUCACUUAGCAAAUGAGUUCAGUCAGGCCAAACACGAUUUUAUGCAAAUUCUCAUGGCAAUUUCGUUCCCCAAGUACAAGCCAUUGGAAUACUACAUUGGAUUACGUAACUUGGGAAAUCAGUGGCUCUGGGAGCAGCCUCAAGGCCAGGACAUGAUUCCGCUUAAUCCACUGAUCUAUUCAAAGUGGGCUCCAGGAUUUCCACAAGCAAAUUCUACGAACCAAGUUAUUUCGACACAACCAUUGCAGGAGGGAUCUACUGAUUUCUUCUGGGCUCCACCUCAGACCAAUGAUUGGCUCUUCAUCUGUCAAGUUCAAGCAAGCAGCACAGAAUACUACACUACGUAUUUGGAAAAUUGAUGAUCAAUUUUAUUUUAUAAAUUUUAUUCUUAAUCAUUACUUGUUCUAACAUCAAAAGGGUCGACUACAUGGGAAUUUUUUUACAAUAUUUUUUUGAGAUUUCUUUUAUUUUUUUUAUCAACUUUUAUCAAAUAAAUUGAAAGCAUGAA